GGUACAGACAGGAAGUGAUGAUGUCAGGUACAAAGUAUAGCGGAAACAUUGGUGAAAGUGGCAGCAGAGGAGCUAUCCAUCUACAGAGAAAACCACAUGACCCCACCAAUGAGGAUGGAGGAGGACCAGAGUCACAUGACUGAGAAGAUACUGAACCUCACCCUGGAGAUCAUCUACCUGCUGACCGGAGAGAGAUUUCCUCUUCUGAAGUCAGGUGAUCAUAUGACCAUCACAGUGCCUCCAUGUGACUCCCUAAACCCCGAGAGACACAACAUGCAGAAGAUUCUAGAAGUCACCAAGAAGAUGAUGGAGCUGCUGACAGGAGAGGUUCCUAUAAGGUGUCAGGAUGUCACUGUCUAUUUCUCCAUGGAGGAGUGGGAGUAUUUAGAAGGACACAAGGAUCUCUACAAGGACGUCAUGAUGGACAAUCAGUCGCCCCCCCUCACAUCACCGGAUGGAUCCAGUCAUGGGAACCCACCAGAGAGAUGUCCCCGUCCUCUGUAUUCCCGG
Staurois parvus is the source of this 510-nucleotide messenger RNA. The record is from the annotation of a GenBank genome assembly. NCBI's taxonomy places the organism in Eukaryota, Metazoa, Chordata, Amphibia, Anura, Ranidae.